This is a messenger RNA of Trypanosoma brucei brucei TREU927, 372 nucleotides long. RefSeq names its product calpain-like protein fragment, putative. The transcript has a single exon. Lineage: Eukaryota; Euglenozoa; Kinetoplastea; Trypanosomatida; Trypanosomatidae. The coding region runs from base 1 to 372 and encodes 123 amino acids. The record is from RefSeq and is a predicted model, not a curated record.
AUGGGUUGUGGUGGCUCAAAGACUUCUACGGUUGAGUUUAUUAAUGGACAGCCGACUGUUCAGGGCGAUGAAAUUGUAAAGGGUUUUAAUGAAGGAAAUGGUCUCCUCUUCCGAAUUGUUAAAACACGCGCUGGUCGCUGGGCGUAUUAUAACGAUACGUUGGAUUAUGACAUGCAUGUGAAAGUUACCUUUAGCGAGGACUGCAGAAUUAAGGCACUUGGACAAACGAGACUUGAGAAAUUGGAAAGCGGUGAAAGUGUGGCAACUGUUGUGGUAAAACCAUGCGCAACAGAAUUAUUUAUUGAAGGACAUGUGAAUGGAUAUAAGGCAAAAAUGGAUGCCAUUCCCAUUACUGAUGGAGACAGGCAAUAG